ACUAGUGCAGACUGCAGCGGUGCAGCGAAAAAGAACAAGCCAAGAGUAGAAUCAAGAGUUGAACGCAGUUGAACGCGUGAAUAACCUCCAAAAAAGCACCACUGCUGCGGUCUGUUGUUACGUUAUUAGUUGUUACGAGAGAGAAAAUAAUUUGUAGCAAACAUGGAAUUUGCCGAAGAAUGGGGUAAUGAGGCGAGCGUCUCGCAAAAUGACGACCUCGAAACCGAAAAGAAGGAUGAACCGCCAUCGCUAUCGCCACUAUCGGCCCACCUUAUUCCUGGAUAUGAAACUUUUGACGAUUAUCUCCAGGAUGCGUUUGAUGCGAUGAGAGCUGGAAUCAAAGCAGCUAAUAAUUUGCCUGCUGGGGACAAUUUUAAUUAUUACACUUGCUUUCCAAGCUUUAACGACGCCAGACGCAAAGAUAUGGAGAGAAUGCUGGCUACAAUGCAGAGCAUAAUAAAAAUAGCAGGAGGUUCUAGCAACAUUCAAACUCGAGAUUGUGAUGAAAAAUUUGAUCUUUUAUUGGAAGCAAAUGACCAACUGUUAGAUCAAGCUAACAUAUUGAUGGACGAGGAAAGUGGUAUUCUACGAAAUCCUCAGGUAGAAUUGGUUGUAUCGCAAGUGCCAAAACCAGUUGUGAAUGGCACUUGGAAUAUAAGGACUAAUCAUUCCAACCAAGUUUCGGAGAAGGACCAAAGUUCAGAGAAAGUACGUUUGUUGGGUGGAAAAAAUGUACAAAGGCCACAGUUGAUGUUUAAGGAUAAAAUUGAUAAUAGUUCAAAGCCAUGGAUACCUCGAAUUAAGGAGAAACCAAACUCUCUAAAACCAUUAGCUCUAUAUGUUGAGGAAGGUGAACAUAACGAGGUCUUCAAUCACCCAUAUGAGUUUGAACUAAACAAGUUUCAAGUGCCUAAAUGUCAACUGAAAAAGAAGAGCACAUCUGUAAAGUACAAAUCAUUGGACGACACUAAAUUCAUAUUUAUUGACAAACCAGCUGAUAUCAGGAUUCUCCUGGAGGACCUGGGAAAUUGCAAAGAAAUAGCUAUCGACUUGGAACAUCAUUCUUACAGAACGUUUCAAGGCAUAACUUGCUUAAUGCAAAUAUCAACGACAACAACCGAUUAUUUAAUUGACACUUUGACUCUGCGAUCCGAAUUACAUCAACUCAAUGAAAUUUUUACAAAACCUUCGAUUCUCAAGGUCUUCCAUGGUGCAGACAUGGAUAUUUUGUGGCUACAAAGAGAUUUGUCUCUGUACGUAGUCAACAUGUUUGACACGCAUCAAGCCGCGAAACAGCUUAACCUACCCUACCUCAGUUUGGCUUAUUUGUUAAACAAAUAUUGCGGUAUAGAUCCCAAUAAACAUUUUCAAUUGGCCGACUGGCGUAUAAGACCUUUACCGUCAGAACUGAUGAGAUACGCGAGAGAAGAUACGCAUUAUUUACUUUACAUAAAGGACAUGCUGAACAACGAGUUAAUUGAGGCGGCUAAUGGCAAGAGCAAUAUUUUGAAGGCUGUGUAUGAUCAAAGCACCGAGAUUUGUAAGCGUACGUACGUGAAACCAAUUUGGACGGAGGAAAGUUGUAUCAACAUGUACCGAAAGAGUCAGAAGUCAUUUAACAACAAACAGAUGUAUGCGCUCUUGGAAUUGCACAAAUGGCGAGAUCUCGUCGCGAGGGAGGAGGACGACAGCAUCGGCUAUGUUUUGCCGAAUCACAUGCUGCUUAACAUAGCCGAGACUCUGCCACGCGAGAUGCAGGGUAUUCUCGCGUGUUGCAAUCCUAUUCCACCGUUAGUGCGACAAAAUCUGUUGAAAAUACACAAGAUGGUGUUAAAGGCUAGGGAGCAGCCACUUGUAAAAUCUAUUCCUGACCAAGAUAUUCGGCAGAGACUGACGCAACCAAAUCACACGAUGGUGGAUACUGGGGUUUCCUUCCUGUAUAUACCGCAUGAUAUUCCGAGCGGUACAGAAGCGAGAGCGGACUUGCCAUGUCUUUUGGAUAAGGAUCAUAAGGAGAUCGUGUCUAGACCGUUAGAGGCCAACGAGUGCCAAAUGGUCAAGCACACUGUAACGAUAUUUGACACACCAGUUAUAUCAGAGGAUGAAGAAAUGAAAGGCAAUAAGAGAGAGGAGAAAAAAGAGAUUAUAUUUGUAAGUCCGUUUAUGAGAUACAAAUGCGUUAUCCCAAUGGUAGUGGACGAGGAAGCAAAACAACGAGAGCAACGGCAAAAGAAAGAGCAUGAUAAAGAGAAAGAAGAAGAGGAUUUGACUGUAAAAAUCGAGGAUAAAUACAUAAACGAGACUGAGAUUAACGAAAGUAAAAACAGAGUUCAUCAACACUUUAUUCAAGUGUCUCAGACAAAUAAUCAAGUGCAGAUUUCAUCCAAAAAGAAAAAGAAGAAAUUUAAGCAGGUAAUUCUAAGUCAAAUACAGGGUGGAAAAAGAAAAAGAGACUUUAAUAAUAGAAAUAAAAAUCAGAAAAACAACGAUGGUAACGACUUUUCAAUGACGACGUCAACAUCAUGUUUGGAUGUUGGAACUGUGCAUAUGUCUAAAAAAACAAAACAGCAAGCACAGGAAGCGAUCGAAGAGCGGAAAGUGCAAGAGAGUCUCGCGCAAACUCAGGGCAACAAAUGUGAAACAGUUAAAUCGAUUAGAGCUAGGAAAAAAGGUGAUAAAAAAGUGAAUGAGAAACUGUUAAAAAGGCAGGGUAUGUUACCAUCGGAAAAAUUUAAUUAUAAAUCGGUAGACUUUAGCAGCUUUCAAGGUGGUAGUACUCAAAGUAACGCGAAUCAAACACAGUUUCAGCAACCUCAACACAAGAAGAAAAAGAUGCAUCAGAAGUGGAAGAAGCAGAAACUUAAUAUAUGAUUUGAUGAAAUUUUUUCCUUAUUUUACAUGAAUAAUUAUUUUAGUAAGAAAAAUCCUGACAACAAUAUAGAGAUUGUAUGUCGCAAUGUUUGGGAUUAAGUUAAUACUAAAUAUUGAUUUUUAUUUUGUGAGUUGUAGUUUUCAAUGAAAUUUUCCUGCAUUUACUAAAACAUGAAGGAUAUAUACUUGAAAA
Molecule: messenger RNA, 3064 nt
Organism: Monomorium pharaonis (pharaoh ant)
Lineage: Eukaryota; Metazoa; Arthropoda; Insecta; Hymenoptera; Formicidae
Gene: Rrp6
Product: exosome component 10
Exons: 6
Coding region: 163-2871 (902 amino acids)
Biological process (GO): exonucleolytic trimming to generate mature 3'-end of 5.8S rRNA from tricistronic rRNA transcript (SSU-rRNA, 5.8S rRNA, LSU-rRNA); poly(A)-dependent snoRNA 3'-end processing; nuclear polyadenylation-dependent antisense transcript catabolic process
Cellular component (GO): nucleolus; nuclear exosome (RNase complex)
Molecular function (GO): nucleic acid binding; nucleotide binding; 3'-5'-RNA exonuclease activity
Source: RefSeq, a predicted model, not a curated record